Dendrobium catenatum is the source of this 822-nucleotide messenger RNA. Its product is annotated as lipid phosphate phosphatase epsilon 2, chloroplastic. Gene Ontology annotation, molecular function: dolichyldiphosphatase activity. NCBI's taxonomy places the organism in Eukaryota, Viridiplantae, Streptophyta, Magnoliopsida, Asparagales, Orchidaceae. The transcript has 4 exons. Gene Ontology annotation, biological process: protein N-linked glycosylation; lipid biosynthetic process. Bases 1 to 822 code for a protein of 273 amino acids. Gene Ontology annotation, cellular component: intracellular membrane-bounded organelle; endoplasmic reticulum membrane. The record is from RefSeq and is a predicted model, not a curated record.
AUGUCUUCCUACUUGUACAUGAAGAAGCUCUCCUUACGGCUUGCGGCGUCGACUCCCUAUAUUUGUCCGCGUAUCAAAGCAGCUCCAGCCUCCAAAGGUCCCAUUUUUAUCUGCGGGAUUUCUUGCAGGAACUGCUUCUUGGGGAAGCUGAGGCUUUCCAAUCACCGGAAGAAGAAGAAGAAGGUGGAGUUAGCGAUAUUUGAUUCUUUUCACAGCGGCGGAGUCGUCGGAGAAGAUGAAGACGACUUGACAUUUGCUAAUCGGAGGAUGGAGAGAUUGGAAGCCGCUCUGAAUGGAAUGAGCAAAUGGCUUGUGGCUGGCCUCUUUGCUGUUGCCAUUAUUUGGAAGCAUGACGCAGUGACAAUCUGGGCUGCCAUGGGAACUAUUGUGAAUUCAUUGCUCUCAGCUGCAUUGAAGAAGAUGUUGAACCAGGAGAGACCAUCAGCUUUGAGAUCAGAUCCUGGGAUGCCCUCAUCACAUGCUCAAUCCAUCUUCUAUGGUGUUGUCUUUGCCAUUCAUUCAGUAAUGGAAUGGAUGGGAGUGAAUGCGAGUUCGGUUCUUGUUGGAGCUUCCAUCUUCAUCUGUGGCGCCUAUCUGUCAUGGCUAAGAGUUUCACAGCAACUUCAUACCUUAGACCAAGUAUUUGUUGGUGCUACUCUGGGAUCUGCAUGCAGCAUAAGUUGGCUCUGGAUUUGGCAUUUAUUUGUACUACAAGCAUUCAAUUCAUCGAUUACCGUUCGAGCAAUUUUGUUACUUGGUGCUGCAACUUACUAUGUUACCUUACUGCUCUAUGCUAUCCGCCAUUGGCUUCUCAUCAAUUAG